UCAGGAAGUAUACAGAGUCCCCGCAAAAAAGAAAGAAAACGUACACACACAGGGCGGCAUGGCGGGGCAGGGGCAGCGGCUGAACGUGGUGCCAACGGUGACGGUGAUGGGCAUGAUCAAGGCGCGGCUGGCGGCGGCCACCCGCGGCCACGCGCUGCUCAAGAAGAAGUCGGACGCGCUCACCGUGCAGUUCCGGGCCAUCCUCAAGCGCAUCGUGGCCGCCAAGCAGGCCGUGGGCGACUCCAUGCGCGGCGCCUCCCUCUCCCUUGCGGAGGCGCUCUACGCCGCCGGCGGUCCCCUCCGGCAUGCCAUCCAGCAGUCCGUCACCGGUCCCGCCCGCCUCCGCGUGCGCGCCCACCACGACAACAUCGCCGGCGUCCUCCUCCCCCGCUUCCAGCACUCCACGGACGGCGCCGGCGCAACGGCGCCGUUGCUCGCCGGGCUCGCAGGCGGCGGGCAGCAGGUGUCAGCCUGCCGUGCGGCGCACGCCCGCGCUAUCGAGUUGCUGGUGGAGCUGGCGUCCCUGCAGACGUCGUUCCUGACGCUGGACGAGGCGAUCAAGACGACCAACAGGCGCGUGAACGCGCUGGAGCACGUAGUGAAGCCGCAGCUGGAGAACACCGUCACCUAUAUCAGGGGCGAGCUUGACGAGCAGGAGAGAGAGGAGUUCUUCCGCCUUAAGAAGAUCCAGGCCGUCAAGCAGCGAGAGCUGGAGCGCCAGAUGGAGUCCGCGAAGCUUUACGCAGGGGAGAAGGUCGCUGGCGAGGUCGCACUCAAGCGCGGCGUCUCUCUCGGCACCGCCGCCACCAUGCUGGACAAUGGCGACGACCAGAGGGACGACGACAUCAUUUUUUGAUACACCUGAUCUUGAAGCUGGCUACUGACCUGCUUUGACGUAUACGAGUACUAUGAGUAUUUUUUUAGGAAAAAAUAGCACGCUUUAUAUAAUAACAUCGUUUCUGAAAAUAUGUUAUUGAUGUGCUAUAUCACAUGUUAUUA
This is a messenger RNA of Hordeum vulgare subsp. vulgare (domesticated barley), 999 nucleotides long. Its product is annotated as V-type proton ATPase subunit D-like. Gene Ontology annotation, cellular component: vacuolar membrane; proton-transporting V-type ATPase complex. The record is from RefSeq and is a predicted model, not a curated record. Bases 59 to 856 code for a protein of 265 amino acids. Gene Ontology annotation, molecular function: proton-transporting ATPase activity, rotational mechanism. The transcript has a single exon. NCBI's taxonomy places the organism in Eukaryota, Viridiplantae, Streptophyta, Magnoliopsida, Poales, Poaceae.